This is a messenger RNA of Musca domestica (house fly), 1655 nucleotides long. RefSeq names its product RNA-binding protein cabeza-like. The transcript has 6 exons. The record is from RefSeq and is a predicted model, not a curated record. Lineage: Eukaryota; Metazoa; Arthropoda; Insecta; Diptera; Muscidae. Gene Ontology annotation, molecular function: transcription coregulator activity; RNA binding. The coding region runs from base 153 to 1355 and encodes 400 amino acids. Gene Ontology annotation, biological process: regulation of DNA-templated transcription. Gene Ontology annotation, cellular component: nucleus.
UGAAAAAUGUAAUAGAACUUUUAACGAGGAGGGUGUUUUUAAUCGCGUUUCUUCUAUUCGUGCUCGGAGUUUGGUUUGUGAAGUUUGGCUUUCGUGGAUCCAAACAUAGUAUUUUUCACUCACGUUCGAUUUAGUUAUACACACAGUUUAAUAUGGAUCGCUAUGGUCAGGGUGGCGGAGGAGGUGGUGGUGGAUACAAUAAUUUUUCUGUGCCUCCACCGAAUUAUCAAAUGGGCUCCGACAGCGGUGGCAGCAGUGGACCAUAUAGCAAACCUCCUCCAUCAUACAAUAAACCGGGAGGUUACGAUUCCGGUAAUCGUGGUGGCAAUUCAGGUGGUGGAUGGCAAGAUCGCAGUGGCGGCGGCGGAGGAUAUGGAAAUGGAGGCGGCAACAAGGACAGCUACAAUAAAGGUGGUAACGGCGGAUAUGGAGGCGGCGCCGGUGGCGGCAGCGGCGGUGGUGACAUGAUAACGCAAGAGGACACCAUCUUUGUGUCUGGCAUGGACCCGUCAGCAACUGAGUUGGACAUUGAAACUCACUUUGGGGCAAUCGGUAUCAUUAAGAAAGAUAAACGUACCAUGAAACCAAAGAUUUGGUUGUAUCGUAACAAAGAAACUGGCGUGUCUAAGGGCGAAGCCACGGUUACUUACGAUGACAUAAACGCUGCUCAAUCGGCCAUUGCUUGGUUUGAUGGUCGUGAUUUUAACGGCUGCAUUAUUAAAGUUUCACUAGCACAGCGUCAAAAUAAUUGGAAUAAAGGUGGUGGAGGCCGCGGAGGUGGCGGUGGUGGAGGUCGAGGCCGUGGAGGCGGUGGUGGCGGCUUCGGCGGUGGUGAUCGUGACCGUGGAGGCAGUCGCUUUGAUCGUGGUGGCGGCUCUGGCGAUUACGACUCGGGUCGUGGCGGUGGAGGUGGCGACCGCGGUCCUGGUGGAGAUCGAGGUGGUCGCCCCAGAAUGGGUGGCCCUGGCGGUGGUGGCGGCGGCGGUGGCAACAACAAUGUUGCUCCCCGCGAAGGCGAUUGGAGAUGUAGCAGCUGUAACAAUACCAAUUUCGCCUGGCGUAACGAAUGUAAUAGAUGUAAAACACCCAAAGGCGAUGACGAUGGAGGUAACAACGCUGGUGGUGGUCGUGGAGGUGGUGGAUACGGUGGUGGCGGCGGCGGAGGCGGUGGUUACAACAGAGAUAACCGUGGCGGAGGAGGUGGCGGUUACGGUGGUGGAAACCGCUUCGGAGGCGGUCGCGGCGGCGGACCUGGGGGUGAUCGAGGCGGUCGACGAGACUUUGGCGGAAAUAGUGGAGGUGGAGGUCCCAUGCGGGGAAAUAGCCCUGGAAACAACCGAUCUCGACCCUAUUAAGUGGAACCCGAACAAUAAUGUAUCGGUAUUUUAAGUAAUUACAACAAGAUGAAUAACCUCGUCAUUCAACGCAAUUCUUACCUUUUAAGAUAAUUUUGUAUUGUCUCCAAUUUUACAGUCUUUGUAAAAACACACUUCCAUAAUAUCUGUCUUUGAUUUAAUAUGUAUGUAUUGUAAAGUACAUUCGUCCUAAAAUUACCAAAUUUGUAUGUGGAGAGAUGCAAAAAUGAUCGUGACAAAAUUUAAUUUUUAUUUUUUAAAUUAAGAUCAUGAAUAAAUAUAAAUAUGUAGAAAAAUAAA